Messenger RNA from Phoenix dactylifera (date palm), 3139 nucleotides. Its product is annotated as F-box protein At5g07610-like. The record is from RefSeq and is a predicted model, not a curated record. Gene Ontology annotation, molecular function: protein binding. Lineage: Eukaryota; Viridiplantae; Streptophyta; Magnoliopsida; Arecales; Arecaceae.
CGCGGUCUUGCUAUAUCAUUGGGAAUGACUGAUGCACUUUGCUUUUAAUCUCAUGCAACUAAAACAAAUUGGCACACGACUUCAUGUAUUAAUCAAAGUAAAUUGCACUAUGGUUGAUGGAUGACUUAAAACUUAUUUUAUAUUUUGCACGAGCUUUAAAUGGUGCUUUGAUAGUUUCUUUCAGUGUCUGAUUUCUCCUGAUUAUCUUUUUCCCCCAACUCCAGAUUCUGUGUUAAGUUUUAGCCUUAUUUUGAACCUAUUCUUUUUUAUGAGCAUGUCCUGUUCCCUGCCAAUUUCAUUUUGCUUCCUCCACAUGCACAUUUAUACUCAGCACCUCCAUUCUCUUAAUUUUGCAACUAGUGCAUUAGGAAGCCUGUUUUCUUUACAAAUUACUUCAGUCGUUAGUCAUUACACUUGAUUUUAAAAUCUUUGACUUCUCUGAUGUCAUUCGAUUCUCCAGUUUGCUUUCCUGGUACAAGAAGUGAGAGCAUCAGUAUAACCCCUAUAGAUCAGCUUUUGCAUUUCAACUCAGUUACAACUAUACGAAGGGAAUGCAUUUUUGUAGCAAAAAAAAAGAGGGGAGGGGGGAAGAAGAAAGACAGAGAGCAAACUGAAAGAUUAUUUUAUUCUUAGUGUUGGGUAUCAUUGUCUGGCUGCUCCAUAUCAGAUCCUUUAUUACAGAUUAUGUAUGAGAUUAUGAGAAUAGGAUUAGCGUGUUAUCUUCACAUGUUUUCUUUGGCUCAUGCUACUCUAUGAAUCUCGUGCUGAUUUUUACUUCUUUUUCACUUGAUGUUUUGAAGACAUAGUUAUGAUGAAUUCUAAUAGUUUGGUCCAUGAUUAUGCUCCCAACUUGUAACAGAUUAUGAGAAUUGGAUUAGUAUAUUAUCUUCAUAUGUUUUCGUUGACGCUUGUCAAUCUAUGAAUCUCAUGCGCCACUUUUCAUCCUUGGAAGUCUAUAUAAUAUAAAGAAUUAUCAAGCUUUUUGGCAAUACGUUGUUAAUAAUGCUUGAAGGUACAUUGGUACAGAAAGAAUGAGUUAUUUCAAUGAAAACCGAAGUCUAAUUUUGUGAAAUGAUCCUUGAAGUCCUAGUUUGCAAAUCGAACUUUUUGGUGUUCGUUGCCAGACCUUUAGUACCUUUUCAAUUAAAUUAUAUAGAUAUAGGCUAACGGGCCCCACCAGAUUUCUCGCUCUGCAACGGACCAUGGUCGUCCGUCAAUCCUUGAUUGCGCGAAUCGUAAAGCCGCGGGCGAAGCAUCCAAAGUCCUAGGCUGCGUCGACUUCGAACGGCUGCCGGUAUACUCGUUCGUCCAGGUAUUGGAUUCCCAGGAGGAUUCGAACUCCUAUUGCCAGGAAAGCGUCACUAUCUGUUAUAUAUAGAAGGUCCCCCUGCCACUUGCUUCUGCCAAGUCUUCAUCUUCUCUCUUCAUCGACAUGGAAUCCAGGAGCAAGAAAGCCCGGAGGAGCGAGAGCGUAGCAGCGAGGUCUUCAUCUUCUCUCUUCAUGGACAUGGAAUCCAGGAGCAAGAAAGCCCGGAGGAGCGAGAGCGUGGCAGCGAGGUCUUCAUCUUCUCUCUUCAUCGACAUGGAAUCCAGGAGCAAGAAAGCCCGGAGGAGCGAGAGCGUAGCAGCGAGGUCUUCAUCUUCUCUCUUCAUCGACAUGGAAUCCAGGAGCAAGAAAGCCCGGAGGAGCGAGAGCGUAGCAGCGAGGUCUCACGUUCCACCUGACAUUCUUCUCUCCAACAUCCUCCCCCGUCUCUCCUUCAAGUCUCUGACCAGGUUCGAGUCUGUGUGCAAGAGUUGGCGUGCCCUGAUCACCGAGGAUUCCCUCUUCGCCGCCGAUCAGUCCCUGCACCCUUCCCCCGCCUCCUCUGGCUUUGUCUACCUCGGCUCCUCCGGUCUCGAGUUCCUUUCAGCGCCGGGCACCCCAGUUGGCGUUCCCCGCCCCUCCCUCGAAAUCCCUUUUCAUGCCUAUAGCCUCAAGCUCGUGGCCUCUACCAACGGUCUCCUCUGCUGCCUCAUCCGCGCUCCGGCCUCCAACUUUUUUAAUGAUGGGGGUCCCUGCUUCAACUUGCUCUACGUUCUCAAUCCCGCAACCAGGGAGUCCCAUCUCGUUCCUGCGGCCCAAAGUCACAGCAGCUUCUUCAUCGGGCUAGCCUUCGACCCCUCCAACUCCCCGAGCCGUUACGCUCUGGUCUGCCUCCGUCGUUGCCAUGGCGUUAUCGAGGGGUGUCUCAAGACCCAGCAUUGGUUUCAUGUCUUCUCCUCUGAGACCCGCGAGUGGGUCGUCUCGAGCCAGACGGUCCUCGUCGAUGAUUUCGUGUCGGGCGAGCCCACAGCGGUGUUUGCUGGAGGGGUCUUGUACUGGGAUUGCAUUAGCUAUCUGAUAUGGUUCGACCCCUCCAAGGACCUUGCAGGACGGACGCCACUGCCGGAGGACCCAUCGAGUGCGGGCGUGCAUUGGAUCGGCGUAUGGGAGGGUCGAGUGACGUGCACUCAAGCCUGGGACGGGGAGGUAGAGGUGUUCGUGAUGACGAACGGGAACGGCAGCAGCGGGAACUGGGUGAGGAGGCACCGGGCAAGCUUCGAAGCAAUGGUCGGAGGGAAUCCGGAAGUGUUCGCUAAAUUCUGCCACCCCAUGAGGCUGAGGAGCGGGAGACUAUGGGACCGGCUGAUUUCACGGUGGUUUCUGCGGCCGCUGGCGCUCGACGGAGGAGACAAGCUCUAUAUAGCGCUGAAGCCCAUUGCGUGGAUGCCGAACGAGAAGGAAAGAGUGCUGUGUUACGACCUGAGAACGGGGGAGAUGACAUCGAUCAGCGACGGGAUCAGGCUUAUACCAUUUGAAGACCGAGUAUUCUCCUACCACAACAGCAUGGUUAGACUGCCCGAACUAUGCUCGGAAGCGGUAAAUACAACCACAUCAUGAAUGUUGGGUUGUGCAUGAUUUGCUCUCGGGUGCAGCUCCGAGUUCAAUCUCGUAUACAUCUUGAGAAUUUAGCACGGUUGUAGUAGUUGGUGCAGAGCGUUUCAAGUGGGGAUUUGGCUUUUUGGGGACUGGCUGCUUCAUAUUAUCCUCUUCUGUAGGACAUGAAAUUAUGUAUCCACUUUGUGAGCAUUAUAUAAUAUCUCCAAGUAAUUUGUU